AUGUUUGCUUUAAAGAUUGCAGUGCUGCUUAUCUUUAUUUAUCAAUUUGGUGCAUGUGACGACUCAGUGUCAGAUGACGUGGGGCCGCACAUGCUCAUACGACUUAUUAGUCAAUUAUCACCAAAACAGUGUGAGGAUCUUCUAUUGGAUAUUACAGAAUCACUUGGUCAACGCAGGGAAUACGACAAAGACAAAUGUCCUGACAUUCUGGUGGAACUCCUUGACCAACUAGGAGACAUGUCCUGGGAUAUAUUUUCUGAUGCCCUGUAUGACGUAACACGUAAAGAUGUUUCUAAAGCUCUUGGAAAGUCCUUCAAUAAGGGCAAGGCCUCGCUGAUGACGGAUGAUGCCAAAGGCUAUGCUGAAGGCUAUCGUAGGCGAAAGAGAGGGCUCAAGACCUUCAUAUUACCAAAAGGUGCAAGAAUGGAGACAUCUGGAGCUAGAGUCAACAAGAGAGACUUGAACAGCCUUAAAGAAGAGGAUUUGAUUGUUGAGAGAGAACAGCAGCCACCAUAUAGCCGUCCCCUUACUGCAUGGCACCACCCAUUGAUCUAUUGGAUGAUCUUUGGGUUCUUCGGAGCUGCUGUAUUAACUGCUGUUAUCAUCUUGGUCGUCGUUAAAAGCAGUGAUGAUGAAGAGACAGAUGAAGAAGAACUUUCUGUUUUGUCUGUUUGA
Molecule: messenger RNA, 675 nt
Organism: Bombina bombina (fire-bellied toad)
Lineage: Eukaryota; Metazoa; Chordata; Amphibia; Anura; Bombinatoridae
Exons: 5
Coding region: 1-675 (224 amino acids)
Source: RefSeq, a predicted model, not a curated record